UUUCUCUUGGGAUACUGAGCAUAUCUAGUGGUCUAUUUACACCCAUACGUCGGCACACUACAUAACGACUAUCUUGUUGUACCUUGUUCUGCCCCACUUCUUCUCCAACCGAUCCCCAUCCAUACUCAAUCCCACUUCGAAUCUCUCUACUCUCUACACCUCUCUACACCUCUUGUCACGACACUACCAUGGCUCCCUCAGAUUUGGACCAGCUCAUUGAAAUGGGCUUCGAUAAGGAACGAGCCGAGUUGGCCGUUACCAAUGGCGGUGGCCUCCAGGGCGCUUUGGAAUGGCUCGAAGCGAAUCAAGACAAAUCUUUGGAGGAGAUAAAGACUGAGUCCAAGAAUGAUGAUGAGGAAGAGGGCCCUCAGCUCCAACCGGGCGAGGAAGCUAGGAGCCUGGUCUGCAACGAAUGUGGAAAGAAAUUUCGAAGCCAUGCGCAAGCAGAAUUUCAUGCCUCUAAGUCCCAGCAUGUGGAUUUCUCUGAAUCUACGGAGGAACUCAAGCCUCUCACGGAUGAUGAAAAGAAGGCGAGACUCGAAGAUCUCAGACAGAAGCUGGCAGCGAAGCGAUCAGUGCAGUCUGCGCAGGAUAAGAUUGACCAGAAGAGAAAUGAAGAAAUUCGGCGAAAGAGCACGAAAGAAUCCCAAGAUGUGAAGGAGGAGCUCCAGAGGAAGCAAAUGAUGAAGGAAGCAGAGAAGAAGAAACAGGAGAAGCAGGCAGAUAUCGAAGCGAAACGACGUGUCAAGGCGAAGAUCGAGGCUGAUAAAGAAGAGCGGCGACGGAGGGCUGAGCGGGAGCGCGCAGAACGAGCAGGUGUAGCACCUCCAGCUGAACCAGCUUCUGCUCCAUUGGCCACAAGUUCGGGCCCUUCUACAUCGAAGCCCGCAUCUGCCUACACCGAAACUCGUCUGAGAUUCCAAACCCCUAAGGGAAACAUUCUGAAGACGCUUCCUGUCACGACCACGCUGUUCGAGGUUGCUGCGGCUCUCAAACAGGAAGACGGCAUUGACGUGCAGAGUUUCUUGCAGACCUUCCCAAGAAAGGUGUUUGAUUCUGAAUACUAUGGGGAGUCACUAAAGGACCUUGGCCUUACGCCCAGUGCAAGCCUCGUAGUCCAGUGAAUGGCUCUUGUUGGAGGUCUCGGCCACGGACAGGAGUAAACAUUUGUCGAGCAUAGUAUUAGCAAGAAAAACAUUGAUACCACGAGAGAAUCUAUCGAACCAACUAUAGCCAAAAUUCUGAUGGGUCUGGUCCCUGACAAUAUAACAUCUAUUAUCACGUGAUAUCGCGACAGUCGGAUUCCGUCACGCGUCGAGCUACACAAUUGACUU
Aspergillus pseudotamarii is the source of this 1334-nucleotide messenger RNA. RefSeq lists its product as uncharacterized. The coding region runs from base 189 to 1124 and encodes 311 amino acids. The transcript is spliced from 3 exons. The record is from RefSeq and is a predicted model, not a curated record. NCBI's taxonomy places the organism in Eukaryota, Fungi, Ascomycota, Eurotiomycetes, Eurotiales, Aspergillaceae. Gene Ontology annotation, molecular function: protein binding.